AUGGUUUACCCAGUGAUUGUUGUUGGCGGCGGCCCCGUUGGCCUCGUCGCCGCCCACGCCCUGUCCCGUGCUGGUGUUGACUUCCUCCUCCUCGAGGGCCGCCCCGAUAUCGUCUUCCACGCCGGCUCCGACCUUGUCCUUACCAAUUCAGGCAUGCGGGUCCUCAACCAGCUCGCCCUCCUCGAACCCCUCGACAAAGUGAGCACAGAUCUCGACGUGAUGCAGCGCGUUGAUCACCAGGGCCGCAACAUUGGCGAUAUCGACUUUCUCGCGUACCAGAAAGAAUUCUUCGGCUUGGCUCCCCGCGUCCUCAGCCGCCAUGACAUAAGCGCGGUCUUCUACGACAGUCUACCUGGAUCUAUAAAAUCCCGCCUCCUACCCAACAAGCGCGUGGCCAGCCUUGCGAGUAACGCCAACGGCGAUGGCGUCGUCGUCACCUGCCGGGAUGGCAGCGUGUACGAGGCAUCCCUCGUCAUCGGGGCCGACGGCGCCCACAGCAUCGUUCGCCAGCAGAUGCGCGAGCUCGCCGUCCAGCACAACGCCACCCUCCCUGCCGACUCCAUGCCUGCGCCCGUCAACGACGAGCAGCCCUUUCUGACAACCUUCCGCUGCCUGUGGCUGCGGUUCCCCUCCGUCUCGGCUAUUCCAGUCGGCACGACGAGCGAGACCCACGGGCCCAUCGCGACAACGCAGCUCUUUGCCGCCGAAGACACCACCGUCUUGGCUCUCUACGAGCGCCUCGACACCCCGACCCGUGACCGCAUCCACUACACCCAGGCCGACCAGGACAGCGUGGCCGCCCGCUGGGGCAACCUCCUCGCGGCCAAGGGCAGCGACAUGACCAUCGCGCAGGCUUGGGCGGCACGCACCGAGAGCGGCCUCGUGAACCUCGAGGAAGGCGUCGUCGAGAACUGGAGCUUCGACGGGCGCGUCGUGCUCACGGGGGACGCUGCGCAUAAGUUCACCCCGAGCACAGGGGCCGGGUGCAACAACGGCAUCGUCGACAUUGUCGCGCUCGUCAACGAGCUGUACCCCAUCCUCCCCUCGUCUGCCUCGCCGGACCGCCCCAUGCCCGGCAAGCACGAGGUCGCCUCCGCCCUGCAGCGAUAUCAGAGCAAGCGCCACGGCGCGGUUACCGCUGGGUGUGCCUACUCCGGGCAGGUCACCAAGAGCUCAUCCUGGGCUGACUGGCAGAGCUGGCUCGUGGACCGUUACGUCUUACAGUUCAAGUUCGUGCAGCGGAGACUGGCGCUCAUGGGCGCCACGAGGGAUACUGCCAAGACGCCAGUCUUCAGCUUCAUCGAGGGCGUGGACCGCAAGGGUGGCAGCGUCCCAUGGAUCAAGCAAAUGAAGGCCCCGACUGUGGUGAAGGUUUGA
Microdochium trichocladiopsis is the source of this 1377-nucleotide messenger RNA. RefSeq lists its product as uncharacterized. The transcript is spliced from 2 exons. Bases 1 to 1377 code for a protein of 458 amino acids. Lineage: Eukaryota; Fungi; Ascomycota; Sordariomycetes; Xylariales; Microdochiaceae. Gene Ontology annotation, molecular function: FAD binding. The record is from RefSeq and is a predicted model, not a curated record.